AGAACAGUAGAAGUUUCCUUCAUUUGAAAGUGGAAACUAGAAACCUGCGAGUGCCAGUCCCCUAAUAGCUAUACCUGCAAUUAUCGAUUUCAUGGACUCCAAUGAACAGGAGCAAAUGGCGGUGGUGGUUGCAGAAGAGGGUCAUCAAUCAGUAUCAGAAUCAGUUUUUCCUUUCCCCUACUGGAAACCCACUCGUCGGAGGUUUUGUCCAGACGAUUCAUUCUUCGUAUCAGGAAGUAUAGAAAGAGAGCUUCUUGCCAAACAGGUUGCCUUAGAUUUGAAUGAAGAUGAAAGGUAUCAUCAUGAAGAUGUGGAAGAUGGAAAAGACCGGGAUCUGUUUUGCCCUAUUGUUGGUUGUGGUGCACGAUUGAAUCCUUUGGAAGAUUUCGAAGAUCACUACAAUGCUCGGCAUACUGCAUCAUGUUCAGUUUGCUCUAGAGUUUAUCCAACAUCGCGACUGCUUAGUAUACAUGUAUCAGAAGCACAUGAUUCAUUCUUCCAGGCGAAAGUUGCACGUGGCAUUCCCUCGUAUGAAUGCUUGGUGGAAGGGUGUGGAGUGAAGCUAAAGAGCUACAAAAGUCGGCAACAGCACCUAGUGGACAAGCAUAAAUUCCCUACUUCGUUUGAGUUCUUCAAGAAGGCGGCUCACCCAUCUAAGAAACAGCGUCAGAAGCAUCAGCGUAAGCAAACAAAGGUAGGUGAUGAUGAUAGAAAGAGAGAUGGCAAUGAGAAAAUGGAAGUGGAAGAAACGAUGGAUGGUCUUGUGAAGGCAGUCUCAAAAUUAAGCACAUCCUCAGAUUCUUCUCCUUCCUCUAUUAGCUUUGGGCGUCGCCAUGCUCGUGGUUACACUUUCAUCCCUCGAUCAGUUCAGCGAGAAAGAAAGCAAUAAUAGGCUUCGUCUGCGGGAAAAGGAAAAAACAUAGCUUGCUUGCUGAUUCGUUGUGUAUGGAAUUGUAAUGUAUGCUGACGCGACUAAAAAGGUUGGGUUCUAAGAUUAUUUUUGGCAUACGAAAACUUCUCAUUUUUCUCA
Molecule: messenger RNA, 1030 nt
Organism: Macadamia integrifolia
Lineage: Eukaryota; Viridiplantae; Streptophyta; Magnoliopsida; Proteales; Proteaceae
Product: zinc finger protein 511
Exons: 4
Coding region: 92-889 (265 amino acids)
Source: RefSeq, a predicted model, not a curated record